Salvelinus sp. IW2-2015 is the source of this 2623-nucleotide messenger RNA. RefSeq names its product intermediate filament family orphan 2. The record is from RefSeq and is a predicted model, not a curated record. NCBI's taxonomy places the organism in Eukaryota, Metazoa, Chordata, Actinopteri, Salmoniformes, Salmonidae.
AGUGCCAAUAUGGACGACUGGUGUCUUCAGAGCCUCUCACUUACCAAUACAUCAGCAAUCCAGGAUGUAUCAGGGGAGAUUGUAGAAGAGAGUGUGGGGCGUAGCGGCGGAGAGGGUGUUUUCGUUUGGCUGUAACAUGAUACCAGUAACGGGAACACAGCUAUGGGACAGUAGACAUAUCCUUGAUUUCAUGCAUUUCGGCGGUAACGCUAUCUGGCUCACUGCUAGGACGACUAUCAAAAAAGGAUGGGUGGCGCAGAAUAAAUGAAUGAAGGCGAAUGAUUUUGGAAAAACUAGCAGCAAUUGACAGAGAAGUUGCGCAGGCUACAUAGCCCAGGGCUAUCAUAAUAGCCUCGUAAACCGUUUUGCACGGAGAUGCAUUCACGUCAACAGCAUCAUGAAGAAGGUGACAUAUGGCGUUUAUGUUUGUGUUGUGUCUACGUUCCUACAUUGUCUUAGAUAACACAGUGACACGGCGUUCACAGCAAGAUUUGUAGCCGCAUAAGAUCAUUUCAAAGAAUCACUUCAUCGCGGAUCUCAGUUUGGAGGAUUGGCCUAUUUUUACGGUAGGGCGGGGGUGAAAAAUCCAGUAGUACGCUAGUUGAAGUGACCCGUCAGAAUACCGGGAACAUUUUCAGUUGAAUGUAUCGCCCAUUUAACUCAAACAAAAUGAUGAAUUCGAUGGUCUUUGCUGAGGCUUUGUCAUCUUCGGGUGCCGCUAGGUUUCCAGUAGGACCGCCAGCCUCUGGUGCUAGGGUGUCUAGUGCCCUACGGAACGAUUUGGGUUCCAACAUUCAUGCCUUGAAAACCCUUAACCUGCGAUUUCGAUGUUUCCUAGCUAAAGUUCAUGAAUUGGAGCGUAGAAACAAGUUGUUAGAAAAUCAACUACAGGAAGCUUUAGAGCAAUCCCGCUACAGAGCCUACUUUAGCCGAGAACAAGCCACCCAAACGGGAAAUGUGGACUUUUUUCUGGCUCGGCCACGGGUACCCGGUACGAUAUGGAGCUUUACCCAAACAAGGAGGUUUGGGGACCGAAUCGAGACUUUCCACAGCCCCGGGGUGUCAUGGAUGCAGCCGGAUGGUGUUGGAGUUCAAGUCGACACCGUCACCCCUGAACUGCGAGCCCUUUACAAUGUGUUGGCUAAAGUCAAAAGAGAUAGAGAUGAGUACAGAAGAAAAUGGGAGGAGGAGCUGUCUAAGCGCCAGCAGCUGGAGGCCGUGGUGGAGACACUACAGGAGAGUGCCCAGGAGUCUGAAGUGGUUCAGGMGGAGCUCACUGAGAAGGUGGAGAGACUCAAGACAGAGCUGGUGGUCUUCAAGAGCCUCAUGACUGACAAUAAACACCCAACCAACUUUCAAUUGUGRGGACUGGUUCAACUUACUGAAAUGUCAGACUUGGACACUGCGAUCCAGAAGAAGGCCAUGAAGGUGGACAUGGACAUCUGCAGACGCAUUGACAUCACGGCCAAGCUUUGUGACGUGGCGCAGCAACGCAACUCAGAAGACAUGAGCAAGAUGUUCAACAUGAGCCCACACAUGAGCCCCUCCAGAGCACCCCCAGAGAGCAAAGGGGCUGCAUCUUGCAGGAGGAAAGAGCGUAAGGCUGUCUACGAGGAGAGGAGUCCUGAGAUUGAAACUGAGUCUGGUGGUGGAGAGGAGGAUGAAGAGGAGAAGGAGCAGGUCGUAGAGUCACUCAACAUCACAGACGAGAUGAAACGCAUGCUCAAUCAGUUAACUUGCUCAGAUGAUAAUUCCUUUGUCACCAGGAGAGAGACGUUUGACUUUGAUGACGACUGUGACAGCCUAACUUGGGAGGAGAAUGAGGAGACACUGCUCCUCUGGGAGGACUUUGCCAACUACAACACCCCCUGUGCUGCAGCCAGUGCUGCUGCAGCAGAAGGACAGGGGGAGGGCCCUGGGCAGGCCUCUCAGGAUGGCAGUUUGGGCAGCCUGAUCGACGAGACCGAGAUGCUCUUCCAGAACCGAGAGAAGGAGUACCAGGAGACCAUGGGUCAAAUAGAGUAUGAGUUGGCUACAGCUAAGAGUGAUAUGAACCGUCACCUACAAGAGUACAUGGAGAUGUGUUCUAUGAAGAGAGGCCUGGAUGUGCAGAUGGAGACCUGCAGGAGACUCAUCAAGGGCUCAGGGGGCACCGGCAGGAACUCUCCAUCGUUCAGCUCGGUAGCGAGCAGCGACUCAGGGAACAGUGAUGAGAUCCAGGAGGAGCUGGAGAAGGACGGAGAGGCAGUAGGAGGGGUCAGCUGAUAACUGACCCUUGACCCUCCGGCCCCUGGCUACCCCACCACCUGACCCAGAGAAGAUGAUGGAGGAAAUGCCUUUGUUCCUCAAUGCUGUGGUCCCCCUUUUCUUCAGCAGGUUUCCAGUUGAUCUAAGAGGAGCCCUGUGGAAUCUAUUGGUGCUUCACCGGUUUACCCACAUAGGGAUGAACUUGUAUUCCACAAUAAGGUGCAGUGUUGGUUCCUCCUCACUGCUCCUCAUUGGCCUACCACUGAUCAGAGGGGUCACCCCUACUAAACACAAGUAUCUCCACACACACUCAACUUACUGUACACCUAUGGUCAUUUUACUGUGUAUUCACCCCAGUAUUCAUCCUAACCAUGUU